This is a messenger RNA of Anopheles cruzii, 3087 nucleotides long. RefSeq names its product serine-rich adhesin for platelets. Gene Ontology annotation, molecular function: protein serine/threonine phosphatase inhibitor activity. The transcript is spliced from 4 exons. NCBI's taxonomy places the organism in Eukaryota, Metazoa, Arthropoda, Insecta, Diptera, Culicidae. The record is from RefSeq and is a predicted model, not a curated record. Bases 118 to 2007 code for a protein of 629 amino acids.
GCGGAUAGGAACAUUAAAAACUUAUACGCACUUAAGCGGUCCGAAAGCUAGAACUGUUUUGGGCCGUCAAGAGCGGAAGUGGCAGCGACAGGAAGUUGAAGCGCGUAUGGUUGUAAAAUGGAUGUCGACUCGCCGAAUGCGCUCAAACGUUGCUCCAGUGCACCGCAAAUAAACAAUCUUCUUGCAACGUCCACCGUGGGGGUGCAACCGAUGGAAGAAGGCCAAUCGCAGCCGGCAGCGAGCAGCCUGCAGCAUCAUCAGGCAUCGGGAGCGACGGAAACACACGCCGUGGGUAUGCUGAAUGCGGCCAUUACCUACCAAGUGUCACCGCAAACCGGUUCCAGAGAAUCACUUCCGACGUCAUUUUCUAACAUCUUUACGCCGCGUGUCCGCCGUUUUUCCGCCAGCUUUAACCCCCUGGCGGUCAUUUCGAAUGGCAGUGCGAGCCCCGGGCGCAGCGGUACGUCUGGCCGAAGGCUCACCCCCCGGAUAUCGCAACUUCGGCAGGAAGAGUGCGCCGACGUGAGCAAUAGCCGUGAGGUGAACCAUGAGAGGGAAGUCCACUCGGCGAUGCAGAUGUCCCAGAGCUACGAGGAUCUGACGCUGGUGGCGGAAAACUGGUCAUUUACAGCAACCGGUUCGUCGGUCAAGAUGACCGAAGAAUUACAGAACCCAUUGCACGUCGCGUUGCCUACACUGGGGUCUACCUGCUGCUCUAGUCCUUCGCCCACCAGCCGUGGUGGCAUCACGCUCCAGUAUCCAACCACUUCGCCGUCACCAACUCGAAAAUUUGUCACACGCCGAUCCAUGUCACCGUGUCCACUGCGUCCCAGUCCGCUUUCGACAGUGAAGCGAAAGAUCAACGACCAGGAGGAUCAUUACGGCAACUGCUAUUCGCCUCCACCGAAGAAAAUAUUCACCUCAGAACGUGGAUCUUCUCCAGUUUGCCAAACGCCCUCUCCCUCUCCGAUUUGUCCGAGUCCCGACUCGUCGACGACGUCAUUCGAGAAUGGGAGCAACAAUGUCAUUGCACACCCGAGCGGCACAUUUCCCUUAGUCUCGACCUCCAGUGGCCGUGUAACACCAAAGUUUUUCCUUUCCAAACUGUCCGGAGUACCAGGGCCGGGAGCAACGCCCUGUCUGGCGCUACCGUUCGGCAUCCCAUCCGGGCCAGCUAUGCAUUUUGGGGUCGGUGGUAGUAGUGGCGGAAGUAGCAGCAGCAGCCAAUGCACCACACCGACAGGCAUCAAUCCAGCGGGUAUGGGGGUUCCGAUCAUGUGCUCGAAUGUGGAUUUGCCAUCGUCUUCGUCGGUGUCAUCCGAGCAAACGGGUCCUCCAAAUGCGGCCACAUUGAUGAUGGAUUGUGGAGUAAGCAGUAGCAGCAGCAGUAGCAGCAGCGAGUGUCGCGAUACUAUGAUGGAAGUCAGCCACUCGGACAUAGGGGAAGCGCUGGCAGCUAAGGUGCCCACAGAACAGGGAAAGAAGGUGGACGGAGAGACUAAGUUGAAGGAAUCGGUAGAUGGAUCGGAAUUGGCCGCUGCUAUGUGUUUGACGGUGUCGAACAGGGGAGAAGGCAACCGACGGGCCCUGUCGGCCGUCGUUGGUAACGGGCGUGAGCUUCGCGAGCAGCUACUUAAGACUGCCCUCGAUCAGGAAGCGGGAACUCUGGGAAGCUGCAACAGCAACAGCAGCAACAGUAGCAUCAACAGCAUCGCCAGUAGUCAAGGGGGCUGCGGGAUAAACGACAGCAGCAACUACAGUGCCAACAGUAGCCUAAGCCGCGUCGGUCGUAUUAUUGCUGACGGCAGUUCUGUCAGCAACGCAACUGGCACGGGCGCAGCUAUCGAUAGUAGCAGCAGCAGCAACAGCAGCAGCAGCAGCAGUAGUUGCGUUUCGGAAAGUUCCUCCAUUGCAGCGGCUGCUGCCACCUCGGCGGUGGCUACAAUCUGUCCGCAGUUGUCCUCGUUCCCGCGGAUGGGCAGUCUGACGGAGAUUGCCGAAUCGUGAAGCGCAGACAAGCCAACAACCAAAGCAGCUAAGAAUGGCUACCCGACCCGACGUUCUCGUGCAGGAGCAUAGGACACACCGGUGGGUGACACCGAGCACAGCGGGGUAGCGUGGACAAUAAUGGGAUUAUUUCUCGGGAGGUCUGCGGGGGAGAAGAAAAAAGGGCGGCGGUGGCGUCAUCUCGCCAAUCAGCCUCGUCGAGUGGCAGCAUCGUAGGGUUUAAGUUUACGUAGUACGCUUAGGAGCUAAAGUAAAAGGCCAUUUAUGGGACUGAAUGUCGUGAAUGUUCUUUAUUGCGAUAGUCAUCUUUAUCAAUGUUCUAGUUGGAAGAGAGAGGUAGUGCGACGGGACGAGGACGUACCUGUCGGUCUUGAUUUUUUUGGUCUGCAAAUAAUUUUGUUUCCCCUUUAUCGACAGCCGAUAUUCCCAAACUUGCUGUGUUAGGUGUAGAAGAAUGAGUUUUGUUUAAACUUUUCGUUUUUCAUAGUUCGCCACGCAGAGGACGUUAACGAAUGUUUGUCUUUAAGUGAUUUAGUAUAAGGAAUGCUUCAAGUUAAAACUGUUUGAGAAGUGUACGUGGGUCAGAAUGUGAGCGCAUUCAUGAUUCAAAUUUUCGUUUGUGAACACCCAUAGCGAACUGAUUGUAGCAGGCGUGUUGGGGUACGGUCCCAGUGCACUGUUUGCUGAUUCGGUCUGAUUCGUUUGGCCGUGUAGAGCAUAGGCUAUCGCAGGGCCACGGGCCGACGUGAACAGAAGAAAGUCAAAGUCUAGACUGGAAUUAACGAUAAUUUUCCAAUAGCAAGCGUUAAUGCCCGUAGCAAAGUGUAAUGCUAUCGAAGGCAAUGGUGUAAGUAUUUGAAGUGAAGUAAAACAUAUCCUUUUCCGGUACGGUGAGAUAAUCGUUCCUGUGCAUGUGUUACAAUCAACUUGCAUGUUGCUAAUUACUGUUUUUGUUUAUUCUCGCAAACACACUCAACUGAAGCGAGUAUCGAGCGUCGGUUUAAGAUUUAAUAGGACCGAAGAAGCCAAUCUAAUAUUGGGGGGACCGUUCCGAUACUGUGGCUUUUCUUCUUUCGCGCC